Molecule: messenger RNA, 1047 nt
Organism: Trichoderma citrinoviride
Lineage: Eukaryota; Fungi; Ascomycota; Sordariomycetes; Hypocreales; Hypocreaceae
Product: WD40 repeat-like protein
Exons: 3
Coding region: 1-1047 (348 amino acids)
Biological process (GO): protein import into peroxisome matrix
Cellular component (GO): peroxisomal matrix; cytosol
Molecular function (GO): protein binding
Source: RefSeq, a predicted model, not a curated record
AUGGCUGCAAUGCUCGAGUUCCGGACUCAAGGGUUCAAUCCCUAUGCGGUCAAAUACUCGCCAUAUCACGACUCCCGCAUCGCCGUCGGAACCGCCGCCAACUUUGGCAUCGUCGGAAACGGCAGACUCUUUGCGCUUGCGCUGACAGCGCAGGGAAUCCAAGUUGAGAAGACAUUCGAUACGAACGAUGCAAUCUAUGAUUUGGCCUGGUCCGAGAUCAACGAGAACCAGCUCGUGGUUGCUUGCGGCGAUGGCUCCCUCAAGCUCUUCGACAUUGGCGCAAAGGAGUUUCCCGUAAUGAUCUUCCAUGAGCAUAACCGCGAGGCCUUUGCCGCCGCCUGGAACCCCGUCACGAAAGACACUUUCAUCUCCAGCUCCUGGGACGGAACGGUCAAAAUUUGGUCGCCUACUCGUCCCUUCUCCAUCAAGACCCUGCCCAUCGGCAGCUGCACGUACAGCGCAUCCUUCUGCCCCUCCAAUCCCGCCCUCAUCUCCGCAGCCUCAUCCGAUUCCCACCUGCGGAUCUUCGACCUGCGAAUGCCCUCGUCCGCGAAAUACCACCUCGCCGCCGCCGUCCCCGUGCACGCGCCGCCCAGCCACCCCGGGGCCAUGCCCGCCGGCGGGCCGCCCUCCGAGAUCCUCACCCACGACUGGAACAAGUACCGGGACACCGUCAUCGCCACCGGCGGCGUCGACCGGCUGAUUCGGACCUUUGACAUCCGCAACCCCAACGGCGGACCGCUGUCCGUCAUGCACGGCCACGAAUACGCCGUGCGCAGGCUGGCGUGGAGUCCCCAUGCGAGCGACGUUUUGAUCAGUGCCAGCUACGACAUGACGGUGCGGCUGUGGAACGACGCCUCGAGCCAGCCGCAGGGACCUGUUCCUACUGCUCAGCCCGGCGCGCAGAUGGGUAUUAUGAAUAGGCAUACAGAGUUUGUCACCGGCGUGGAUUGGUGUCUGUUUGGUGCUGGCGGCUGGGUGGCCUCGGCUGGUUGGGAUGAGAGGGUUUUGCUGUGGGAUGCUAAUCUCUUGAUGCAUCCACGGUGA